CUCUAUUCUGCUAUCCUUUGAUCUCUUGAAUAGUAUAAUAUAAGAACCCCCUCCAGCCAAGCUAUCCUUAAUUUACCACAUAAUACAUUCCAUCUUCAUCCACCAAUUCAAUAACCUCCCUCCACCCAUCAACACAAAUCAUACAUUAUCCAAUGGACACCAUCCGCCAAAAUAUCGAAACCGCCAAAGCCAAGGGCAAGGAAUAUUAUGAUAGUAUGAUGGGGGAGCAGUCCAACACGGGUUCAUCGACCAAUUAUACCGAUCAGGCUAAGGAUUCUUUUAAUCGCAUGAUGGGACAAGGCUCCGAAUACUCCGACCAGGCGAAAAAUAAGGCCAAUGAUAUGAUGGACCAGUCGAAGAAUUACAUGCCCGAGUCCAAGGGAGACCAUUAAUCGAUGGAAACAGUAUACAAAUAAAGUAAUAUGAAUCAAUAACAGUAAUAUGAAUAAGUCCAUGAAU
Messenger RNA from Aspergillus ibericus CBS 121593, 459 nucleotides. RefSeq lists its product as uncharacterized. Bases 153 to 392 code for a protein of 79 amino acids. NCBI's taxonomy places the organism in Eukaryota, Fungi, Ascomycota, Eurotiomycetes, Eurotiales, Aspergillaceae. The transcript has 4 exons. The record is from RefSeq and is a predicted model, not a curated record.